CAGCAGUUCACCAUCUAGUCACUCAUUCUUACGAUCGCAAUCGCUCCUUUGCUAUCAAUCUGCCUCGGUCACAUUGAUACACCUCUACUGUCAACUUCUGAUCCGAUUCGUUGUUAUAUAGUCAAGAGCCAGAUAUUAGCCAUGACGCGCGCUCAGCAGACCCUCUCCGUACUUCUACUCGUCUCCUCGCUCUACCUUUCCCUAUACCUAGGACUUGUUCCACUCAACGAAAUUGUUCAGAAUGAAAUUAUUCCUGUUCUUCCCUUCUAUGCUCUGAUAUGCUUUGGAUGCUACCUUCUGGGCCGCUUGGGCUUAGCGAUUCUUACUUUUAAUGAUGUCCCGGAGGCGCACACGGAGCUACAAAAGGAGAUCGAACAGGCUAAGGCUGAGUUGCGCCGAGCAAAUAUCGACGUUGACUGAAGUCAUUGGCGCGGGCGGACGAUUGGCUUACUGAAUUUCUCAGAAUGUACUUCACUGCGUGGGCUCUUCACAUGUGCCGUCUCCCUGUCCUGCAACCCAUCUGAAAGAGCUUUAUGUUUGGCGCAGCAUUUUUUCAAGCGUUGGAUGCUACGGACACGAGUCGAUGUUUUUGGAGCUGCCUCAACAUGUAGCUUUAGACUUAUCUAGCGAAAGACACCUAAAAUCCCAUC
This is a messenger RNA of Aspergillus homomorphus CBS 101889, 650 nucleotides long. RefSeq names its product dolichol-phosphate mannosyltransferase subunit 3. The record is from RefSeq and is a predicted model, not a curated record. Bases 142 to 420 code for a protein of 92 amino acids. The transcript is spliced from 3 exons. NCBI's taxonomy places the organism in Eukaryota, Fungi, Ascomycota, Eurotiomycetes, Eurotiales, Aspergillaceae. Gene Ontology annotation, biological process: GPI anchor biosynthetic process. Gene Ontology annotation, cellular component: dolichol-phosphate-mannose synthase complex; endoplasmic reticulum membrane.